AUGGAAGGAUCAAGGGAUUUAUCACUUGGUCAAGCUGUUCGAGAGCCCGAUUGUCAUGGAUCGAUCAUUACUAGUCGCAACCUUGAGGUUCUGGUCUUCUGCGACACACACCAUGAACCUGCGGUUCAGCAUGAUGAUGCCAACUGUUCAAGACAUGGCUGCCUUGUUCGGCCUCUAUCCAAUUGGCGUGGAAGUGAACACCACCCUCAUAACCCCAAAGGCCCAAGCAAGUUUCAAGGCCGCUUGGCCUACGAUGGCCAGGCUUGCAGCUCGAAAGGUGAAGAACAUGCUCAAUUACUCCAGCUUCUACAACUCCUUCUGUGUGGAAGAUGA
Messenger RNA from Prunus armeniaca (apricot), 333 nucleotides. Lineage: Eukaryota; Viridiplantae; Streptophyta; Magnoliopsida; Rosales; Rosaceae. The record is from the annotation of a GenBank genome assembly.